AUGGAUUUCAAUAAAAAAUCUAACGUAUUAUUCGUGACAUCAGAUCAGCGGGUGUUUGGUUUUGGCAAUAAUAGAAGAGGAUGUCUGGGUUUAGGACACGACAGACCUAUACUUACACCAGAAGUAAUCCCACAAUUAUGUAAUUAUAACAUACAAUACUUUGUCAAUGGAUGUGAUUUUGUGUUAGCAGUGAAUGAUAUGAAUAUAAUAUACGGUUUUGGUUGCAAUGUCAGUGGACAAUUAGCACGAACUGAUCGUACAGCGUGUCUAAAAUCUGAAAUAAUAUCAUAUUUUAAUAAUAUAAAAAUUAUAAAACUCAGUUGUGGUACUGAUCACACUCUGGCACUAAGCAGUGAUGGCCGGGUAUAUGCCUGGGGUUGGAAUAAAUUCGGACAAAUUGGUUGCGGAGAUAAUAAUGAAUAUAUUUGUACACCAAUUGAAAUACAAUUCCAAAAUAGUCAUAAAAUACAAUCCAUUUAUUGCUUUUAUUGCACGUCAUUUGCCAUCACAUCUGAUGGACAUGUCUUCAGUUGGGGUAACAAUAGAAACAAUCAAUUGGGACACAAUAUAAGCGAUGAGAAAGUUCGGGUGGUUAGGGGGACAGUAUUAAAAGUAAAGCAUAGAUUAGAUGAUAAGAUAUAUGCAAUUAAAAGAGUACAAUUUGGGGAUUUUAGUGAAGAAAAGAAACAAAAUAUUUUAAAAGAAGUGAAAAGUUUAUCAAAACUGGACUCAGAAUAUGUUGUAAAGUAUUAUCACUCAUGGCUUGAGUCCAAUCAUCUCUUUAUUCAAAUGGAGUUUUGUUCGCAAAGUCUUAAAUCUCUUCUUGAAGUUAAACCCAUUGUCUUCGAGAGACAACCGGAAGAUAAAAUUAAUAGUGUAUUUGAAUAUUACAUUUCAUGCGAAAUAUUCAAAGAAAUCCUGGAAUGUGUGCAAUAUCUUCACGAAUCAGAUCCCAUUGUUAUUCAUCGGGAUCUCAAACCCGACAAUAUAUUACUCGAACACAACACAAGGUUUAAUCGCUUCAUAAAACUGUGUGACUUUGGUUUAGCCACCGAUCACAACAUCAAUAGGCAAACCGCGAGCCGAUACGACCAUACGUUAGACAUUUAUAGUCUCGCACUAAUCGCCGAAGAGAUCUAUAGUAUUGAUCCUCAACUUUUGCAUUCGUGUCAAGCAAUUGAAUCCGAGUUUAAUAAAUAUUAUAAUAAUCUGUACCAGACUUUGCAGUCAAUGCAGUCGAGUCCUGACUAUAAGCAAAGGCCUGAUUGUCGGGAAAUAUCAAAAUUACACGUUUUCAAUGAUUAUGAUGAAAAAUCUAACGUAUUAUUCGUGACAUCUGAUCAACGAGUGUUUGGUUUUGGCAAUAAUUUCAGGGGAUGUCUGGGUUUAGGACACGACACUCCUAUACUACCACCACCACACAUAAUACCACAAUUAUGUCACCAAAACAUACAAUACUUUGUCAAUGGAUAUGAUUUUGUGUUAGCAGUGAAUGAUAUGAAUAUUAUAUAUGGGUUUGGGAAUAAUCAAUGUGGACAAUUAGCACAAAUUGGUUAUAUUGGAAAAGCUUGCCUAAAACCUGAAAAAAUAUCGUAUUUUAAUAAUAUAAAUAUUAUAAAACUCAAUUGUGGUGCACAACACACUCUGGCACUAAGCAGUGAUGGCCGGGUGUAUGCCUGGGGUUGGAAUAAAUUCGGGCAAAUUGGUUGUGGAGAUAAAAAUGAAUUUAUUUGUACACCAAUUGAAAUACAAUUCAAUGAUAAUCAUAAAAUACAAUCCAUUUAUGGCUGUCAUUCCUCUUCAUUUGCCAUCACAUUUGGUGGAUAUGUCUUCAGUUGGGGUAAUAAUACAACGCUUCAAUUGGGACACAAUAUAACCGCUGAUAAAAUAUUUAAACCCCGAUUGAUAUCAUCUAUAAAUGACAUGAUGAACCUGGAAAGAAAUAAAUUGAAUGAAAAUAAAACAAAUUAUAAUAGUUUUAUUGACAUUUACGCCAAUGAAUGCCAAAUAACUUAUAAUACAAUUAAUAUGAAUAAACUAAAAGAAAAAAUAGUUUUCUCACAAAAUAAAAGUGAAACUAAAAGUGAAAAUAAAAAUAAAAAUAAAAGUGAUUGCAACUCAAGUGACAGUAUUUAUAAAAGUCAAUUCAUUGAGACUUCGACCAUAGGUUCGGGUGGUUUUGGAACUGUAUUUAAAGUAAAACAUAGAUUGGAUGAUAAGAUAUAUGCCAUUAAAAGAGUACAAUUUGGGGUUUUGAAUGAAGUAAAAAGUUUGGCAAAACUGGACUCAGAUUUUGUGGUUAAAUACUAUGACUCAUGGAUUGAAUGCAAUUAUCUCUACAUUCAGAUGGAAUUCUGUGAACUAAAUUUGACAACAAUUCUUGAAAACAAAGCCAUUGUCUUCGGGAGACAACCGGAAGACCACAUGAAUAGUGUGUUCGAGUAUUUCAUUUCAUGUGAAAUAUUUAAAGAGAUCUUAGAAUGCGUUCAAUAUUUACAUGAAUCUAAACCUCCAGUCAUUCAUCGGGAUCUUAAACCCGACAAUAUAUUAAUUGAUCUCAACUUUAGAUCCAAUUGUUUUAUAAAACUGUGUGAUUUUGGUUUAGCCAAAGAGACCAGCGGUGGUCAGACCGCGAGUUACUCAGUUGUGGGCACUUCUAGAUAUAUGGCACCCGAAGUAUAUAGUGGUAAAUAUAACCAUAAAUCAGAUAUUUAUAGCUUAAAUAUAAUCGACAGGCAGUUGUUUGACAUCGAUCUUCAAGUCUCGCAAUCAUUUAACGAAAAUGAAUCGUUAAAGUCAUGCAAACUAUGUAUAUAUGAAACACUUCUGUCAAUGAUGUCAACACCUUUUUGGCAACAAAGACCUGAGUGUCGGGAAGUGUUGGCUAAAUAUAACGAGUGGUCAAUCGAUAAGACAUUUAUCAAAGAUCACAAAGAAUUCAAUUCAACAACCGGAUGGACAAACAGUCCAUUACUAAACCCCCGACACAACCCUCCCUUUGGGUCGCCCGUUAAGGAUUUUGAAAGAAAAUCUAACGUCUUAUUCGUGACAUCAGAUCAGCGAGUAUUUGGUUUUGGCAAUAAUUUCAGGGGAUGUCUAGGAUUUGGACACAACAAUCCUAUACUAUCACCACAAAUAAUACCACAAUUAUGUCAUCAAAAUAUACAAUACUUUGUCAAUGGAAGUGAUUUUGUAUUAGCAGUGAAUGAUAUGAAUAUAAUAUACGGUGUUGGUUGUAAUCGUGGCGGACAAUUAGCACGAAGUGAUUAUAUUGGAAAACAUAGCCUAAAACCUGAAAUAAUAUCACAUUUUAAUGACAUAAAUAUCAUAAAACUCAGUUGUGGUGCACAACACACUCUGGCCCUAAGCAGUGAUGGCCGGGUGUAUGCCUGGGGUUGGAAUAAAUUUGGACAAAUAGGUUGCGGAGUUUUCAAUGAGGGCUUGACUUUUAUUCCCGUCGCGACGGGAUGUCCCGUCGAUUCGAACUCAGCGCUAAAUUCUACAUUGACUAUAUAUAUUAAACAUACAUGUAAAAUUUAUCGACGGGUCGACGGAACGACGGGACGGAACGACGGGACAAAACAACGGGACAGACCGAACGGACGGAACGACGGGACAGACCGACGGGACGGAACGACGGGACAGACCGACGGGACGGAACGACGGGACAGACCGACGGGACGGAACGACGGGACAAUCUGUCCCGUCGCGACGGGACGACGGGACACUUACUAUUACACAAAUAUACAUCAGAAAGUGUUUGGCUUUGGUAAUAAUUACAGGGGAUGUCUGGGUUUAGGACACGACAACCCUAUACUUACACCAGAAGUAAUCCCACAAUUAUGUCACCAAAACAUACAAUACUUUGUCAAUGGAUGUAAUUUUGUGUUAGCCGUGAAUGAUAUGAAUAUAAUAUACGGUUUUGGCAGUAAUUAUGAUGAACAAUUAGCACGAAGUGAUAAUAUUGGAAAACAUUGUCUAAAACCUAAAAUAAUAUCAUAUUUUAAUGACAUAAAUAUUAUAAAACUCAGUUGUGGUUAUGAACACACUCUGGCCCUAAGCAGUGAUGGCCGGGUCUAUGCCUGGGGUUGGAAUAAAUUUGGACAAAUUGGUUGUGAAGAUAAUAAUAAAUCUAUUUGUACACCAAUUGAAAUACAAUUUAUAAAUAGUCACAAAAUACAAUCCAUUUAUUGCUCGUAUUGCUCAUCAUUUGCCAUCACAUCUGAUGGACAUGUCUUCAGUUGGGGAGACAAUCGUUUUAAUGAAUUGGGACACAAUAUAAGCAAUGAUAAAAAACAAUUCCUUGAAAUCUCGACCGUAGGUUCGGGUGGUUUUGGGACUGUAUUUAAAGUAAAGCAUAGAUUGGAUGAUAAGAUAUAUGCCGUUAAAAGAGUACAAUUUGAGGAUUUUAGUGCAGAAAAGAAACUCCGAGUUUUGAAUGAAGUAAAGAGUUUGUCAAAACUGGAGUCAGAUUUUGUGGUUAAAUACUAUCACUCAUGGAUUGAAUGCAAUUAUCUCUACAUUCAAAUGGAAUUCUGUGAACUAAAUCUAACAACAAUUCUCAAAAACAAAGCCAAUGUCUUUGAGAGACAACCGGAAGACCAGAUGAAUAGUGUGUUCGAGUAUUUCAUUUCAUGUGAAAUAUUCAAAGAACUGUUAGAAUGCGUUCAAUACCUUCACGAGUCUAACCCUCUAAUCAUCCAUCGGGAUCUCAAACCCGACAAUAUAUUAAUUGAUCCCAACUUCAAAUCCAAUCGUUUCAUAAAACUUUGUGACUUUGGUUUAGCCAAAGAGAUCAAUAUUGAUGGACACACUUCCAGCCGAUACGGCCACUCAGUUGUGGGCACUAUUAAGUAUAUGUCUCCCGAAACACAUUUGGGUAAACCAUAUACUCAUAAAUCAGAUAUUUAUAGCCUCUAUGUUAUCGGCGAACAGUUAUUUAAUGUCGAUCUUCAGGCUACGCAAACUUUUGUGGCAAACGAUUCAGAAUUUAAGACAUCCUUAGAGUGUAUAUAUCGGACACUUCUGGCAAUGAUGUCAACACCCAAUUGGAGACAAAGGCCUGAGUCUCGGCAAGUGUUGGCUAACUAUAAAGAGUGGUCUAUCGAUAAUUGCGAUUGUAAUUAA
Messenger RNA from Medioppia subpectinata, 5127 nucleotides. Lineage: Eukaryota; Metazoa; Arthropoda; Arachnida; Sarcoptiformes; Oppiidae. The record is from the annotation of a GenBank genome assembly.